This is a messenger RNA of Hypomesus transpacificus, 1469 nucleotides long. RefSeq names its product putative nuclease HARBI1. Bases 435 to 1469 code for a protein of 344 amino acids. The transcript is spliced from 3 exons. The record is from RefSeq and is a predicted model, not a curated record. Lineage: Eukaryota; Metazoa; Chordata; Actinopteri; Osmeriformes; Osmeridae.
CUGUUUCAUAGAUUCUCUAUGCAGUGCGGGGGGAAAAUAAAGAAAACUAGUAGUCUAUCAUAAAUUCAUAUAAAUAUAUAUUUGCAAAUAAAACCAUGUUCUGUAAUUAUUAAACAAAAUGUGCAUGUUAUGGAAUUUAUUCUCAUAAAUAAUAAGGCGAUAAGGACAAGUUUACACGGAUGCUUUUUCUCGAGGCUUCCGUCUGGCGAUAGGAGCACAUAGCGCUUAUCGUUUGUUUUAAAUGUCUGUUUUUUGUAGCCUAAAUCGUGUUCAAAUCAGGGAGUUGAAUUAUGAUUAUACAUGCUUGUUGUGCAACACCAUUUGUUGUUUACAUAAUUUACGAAUUAGAUGAACUCCCACACCUGUAGCAUGUUAGGUUCAAUCAAAUGGAUGGGUAUAAAAAGGCAUGCCAGCACAAUGCGUAAUGACGCAAAAUGGCUGAAUUGGCUUUUUUUGAAGACGUUGCUCGACAGAGAAUAAGGAGGGAGAGAAUUUUUAGAGAGCACACAGACUUGCUGGCUAAUGGGGACGAGUGGCUGAUAAGCAGAUUCAGACUGCCGCGCGCUGUCCUGCUCGAGCUGUGCGCGGUGUUGGGCCCAGCUUUGGCGAGGAACACCCGGCGCAAUAACGCCGUGCCAGUCCCACUUCAAGUUCUGACCACACUGGGUUUUCUGGCAACCGGCACUUUUCAGAGGGAGUUGGCUGACAGGUCGGGGAUAUCUAAGCCAACCCUCAGCCGUGUUAUGCCAGACGUGUUAGGAGGAAUUGUAAGUUUGACACAUCUUUACAUCAAGUUUCCUUACACGGUGGCUGAACAGGCAAACAAAAAAGCGCAAUUUGCAGCAAUGUCCGGUUUCCCAAAUGUAAUCGGUGCCAUUGACUGCACUCAUGUUGCUAUAAGGGCGCCGAGUAUGAAUGAAAAUGCUUUCGUUAAUCGAAAGCAUUUUCAUUCAAUAAAUGUCCAAGUCAUUUGUGAUGCGGACAUGUUACUCGUAAAUGUUGUAGCUCGGUGGCCUGGGUCAACCCAUGACUCAUUCAUUCUGAGACAAAGCAGUGUUGGUCGGAGACUUGAGGCUGGGGCUGUGCGUGAUGGCUGGAUUCUGGGGGACAGUGGGUAUCCACUGAAGCAGUGGCUGCUCACGCCUUUCGCCAACCCCCAGAGCGCGGAGGAAAGGCAGUAUUACAUCAGCCAUACCCAGACACGGUCUGUGGUGGAGCGCACCAUAGGCCUGUUUAAAGGCAGAUGGCGGUGCCUAGACCGCACUGGAGGGAUGCUUUUAUAUAGACCGGAGAAGGUGUGCCAGAUGAUACGUGCAUGUGCUGUGCUACAUAAUAUGGCACAACUGCAAAAUGUGCCUCUACCCCCUGGAGCGGAAGCUGCAUGUGUUCGACCCGACCCCCAGCCCCAGGCAUUUCAGCCAAACGGUGCGGCUGUGCGCCAGAGUUUGGCUGUGAUGCGGCGGUUGUGA